Molecule: messenger RNA, 2055 nt
Organism: Malassezia sympodialis ATCC 42132
Lineage: Eukaryota; Fungi; Basidiomycota; Malasseziomycetes; Malasseziales; Malasseziaceae
Exons: 2
Coding region: 1-2055 (684 amino acids)
Biological process (GO): transcription elongation by RNA polymerase I; DNA-templated transcription; regulation of mRNA 3'-end processing
Cellular component (GO): nucleus
Molecular function (GO): RNA polymerase II transcription regulatory region sequence-specific DNA binding
Source: RefSeq, a predicted model, not a curated record
AUGGGCGUGGAUACAGGUGAAUCUGUGUCCCUGGGACGAGGUUCUCGUGUCAAGCGUCCUGCUGCACGAUACGUGGCAGAGGUCGAGGAGCAACAGCCACGUCCCCGGCCCAGCUCGCGGAAGCGCGCGAACGACCCUUCCGAUACGGGUGAACAGGCGAAGCGCCCUAAAUCAGCUGGCACGGACGAAACUGACGAAGAUGACGAUGAGGAGCAAGAGUACUGUGUGUGCCGCCGUGGUAACGACGGCUCACCGAUGAUCUGCUGUAGCCAUUGUGAUGAAUGGUUUCAUUUCAAAUGCAUAGGACUGAACAAACGUGCCGCCGAUCGCCUCGACGAAUACAUUUGCCAAGGCUGCCAAGCCAAGGAACCCGGAAAUACCAAAAAGGAGGAUGAAGAAUACAACGAAGGACAGGAUGACGACGAAGACGAGGACGACGAAGAAGAAGACACUCAUGGGGAUGACCCCGAUGCUGAGAUGGAGGCCCACUUCUCUGACGCGUCGGCUUCAUCAGAGCGGCCUCGUACGCGUACAGUAAGGACAAAACGUGCGCCUCUAAAGGCACCGAGGCGGUCUAGCUCCGGCGUGGACGACGACCCAGUCCGGCGCCAUGUACUGUCUACCUUCACUUCCAUUUUCACCCCACUAUUCACCAACCAAGGCCUUACCGCGGACAAAGCCGCUUCCUAUGCGACGGAACUCGAAAGUGAAUUGUUCCAUGCACUUGGAACAGACCCAAAUCUUCGGGCGUAUAAGGAGCGCUUUCGCACGCUGCACUUUAACCUCAAGGACCCACGCAAUGUCACGCUGCAUGAGCGUAUCACUUCGGGGCAAUUGCCUGCGGAAGAAGUGGUGCAUAUGUCCAACGAAGCACUAGCCAACGAUGCGAUUCGUGAGGCGACAGAAAAGGCCAAGCGCGAUGCGCUUCAACAAGCUGUGCUUCUGCGCGAGAAGGAAGGACCCGCACGAAAGAUUACACACAAGGGAGAAGUCGAUAUUGAGCGCGACGACCCUGCGUUUGCGUCGAAGGAAAUUCGUUCUCUGCCAGCGACUGAGCCUCAGCCUAUAUCUGAUUCUGCGGCAGACGCGUCGGCCAUGCCCUCUUCGUCUCCUUCCAUGCUGGCCAAAAACCAUGAUGACAUGCCUUCCUUCCCAGAGCCCGAUUCACUCACAGGGCUAUGGGACAAGCAGGCCGCGCCUAUACCUGAGGAGGCUCCUAUGGAUGAGCCCACCGACCUGGGCAUUGCUGCCCCUACGGAGGCCGACUCUUUCGUUGACUCUUUUCUCGGCGACGAGCGUCCUUCGUCGUCAGCACCAAGUGCAGGGCACAAAGUGCAAGAGAAAUCUAUGGUGGAUGCAGCCCCAGACACGCUCGAGAGCCAUACCCCUGCCGGGACACCCCCGCCAGAUUCUUUUGCCGCACGCUGGGCCGCACGAUCAAAGAAUACGUUGACCGGUAGUCCAGUUAUAUGGGACGGCGUGAUUACUAUGCCUGAAUACACAUCGGCGUAUGUGCAUGUACGGCCCUUGUCCCACCCCUGGUAUGCACCGGAGGCGCCGCUCUGGCGCGACUGCUUUCCGACGCCUGAGCGUACUGUCGAGGGUCGCUUACCCAGUCAAACUGCGAUUGAUUACCUCGCCCAGGUGCGCAUGUCGCCACGCAAUGAGAUAGUAGUGCUGGCUCUGGAUGCGGGGGGUGCAUCUGCUGCAUCUGGGCGGCACGAAGGGACGCUGCACAGCUCGCCCGCCCUGGACAAGCUUGUGCACUACUUUGCAGACAAGCAGCGUUUCGGUGUGCUAGCGCCUGCGCCUGGGAUGCAAGGCUCGCUUGUAAAAGACUUUUACUUGGCGCCGCUCUUGUCGCAUGAGCCUGUCCCGGAUUGGCUCACAAUGUUGAGCCCGGAAGGUUUGGGGGAUGCAUGGGCCAUGGAGCGCCCGGCUCAUGUGCUUCUUGUGAUUCUUGUACUGUUCAAGGCAGCCAUGGAGGGCAAGACAACGGCGCCCCCUAGCGCGGCGGCUGACGAGGAUGGCCCCAGUUGCGCCAGUAUCCCUUGA